This is a messenger RNA of Arachis stenosperma, 2724 nucleotides long. Its product is annotated as zinc finger BED domain-containing protein RICESLEEPER 2-like. Gene Ontology annotation, biological process: DNA integration. The transcript has 4 exons. The record is from RefSeq and is a predicted model, not a curated record. NCBI's taxonomy places the organism in Eukaryota, Viridiplantae, Streptophyta, Magnoliopsida, Fabales, Fabaceae. Gene Ontology annotation, molecular function: DNA binding; protein dimerization activity. Bases 1 to 2724 code for a protein of 907 amino acids.
AUGGAAGACCGUGAUUCCAAACUUUUAACCUUUCUUGUAGAACAAGGUACUUUGUCUGAGUUUUCUUGUCCUGGUACGUCUCAACAAAAUGGACGAGCUGAACGUAAACAUCGUCAUAUUCUUGACUCUGUUCGUGCAAUGCUUCUUUCUUCUUCGUGUCCUGAGCGGACUUGGGGUGAAGCUGUUCUUACUACUAUUCAAGUUAUCAAUAGAUUUCCUUCUUCUGUUCUGGGUAACAUUGCUCCCUUUGAGCGUAUUUAUCAUACCUCUCCAGAUUACAGUUCUCUUCGACUUUUUGAUUGUAUCUGUUUUGUUCUUCUUCAGUCUCAUGAACUUAGUAAACUUGAACCUCGGGCUCGUAUGUGUUGUUUCCUUGGUUAUGGCACUGAACACAAGGGUUAUUGUUGUUGGGAUCCUUCCUCUAAACGUAUUUGUAUAUCUCGUCACGUUGUCUUCUGGGAACAUCACAUGUUUUCUCGGUUCUCCACCUUUGAGUCCAUUCCUCCUAUCGUGUCACCUUUUUUCACUAACCCCAAUGUUGAUCUUUUUCCUAGUGAUGAUUCUACAGGUUCUAUCUCGAGUCACCCUCUACAGCCUCCUGUUCUUCCACCUUUUUCAUCUCUUGAUAAUUCUAGACCGAACGGCGAUUUUACUCCUACCGUCAUGCCUUCUUCUUCCACUCGUUCUUCUAGGGUAAUAAUGGAUAGUACCAACAUGGAUGUAGUGGCUCAAGAACAACAAGAAGAAACUCCUAUUGAAGAAACUGCUAAUUUUGUUCCAGAUGAGUCUGUCUCGGGUGAAAAUAGCAAUAAAUCUUUAUUGAAAAGUGUUUAUUGGCAAUACUUUAGUAGAUAUAAAGAGGGGGAAGAGUGGAAAGCAAAGUGCAACCAUUGUAAGUCAGUUCUUGGUGCCAAUCCAAGGAAUGGGACUACAAAUUUGAAGAAACAUGUGCUCCAUUAUUGUAAGAGAAUAAAAUUAGCAAAUUCAAGACAAUCAACAAUUGCCGAAUCUCUUCAAAGACAUGGAAAGAAUAGUUCAGAUUCUUUUAUAUUUGAUGCAUCUCACACAAGAAAAUUGAUUGCCAAGUCCAUUUGUAUGCAUGAGUAUCCUUUGUCAUAUGUGGAUCAUGUUGCAACAAGAGAAGUGUUUGCUUCAAUGCAACCAACGUUUAAGAUGCCAAGCCGAAACACAAUCAAGAAGGAUAUCUUGGAAAUGUACGAAGUGGAGAAGCUUAACAUAAACAAGAUGAUGGAUGCAAAUGAUAGUCGAGUGGCUAUUACAACUGACAUGUGGACUUCCAACCAGGAAAAAGGAUACAUGGUUGUUACAGCACACUACAUUGAUAAUUCAUGGAAUUUGCAAAUGCGAGUAUUGAGCUUUACUUAUGUUCCUGCUCCUCAUUCAAGUGAAGUUCUCUCUAAUGCAUUAAUGAAAGUUUUGUUGGAGUGGAACUUAGAUAGAAAAUUAUCAACUAUUACAUUGGAUAAUUGUUCUACAAAUGAUGCUAUGAUUGAUGUGUUGUUGGGACGUUUAGACUCAAAUUAUUUGUUGUUAGGGGGUAAGUUAUUGCAUAUGCGUUGCUGUGCUCAUAUUUUAAACCUAAUUGUGAAGGAUGGUUUCAAUUUAGUUAAAGAAAGUGUGGAGAAAAUUCGUAAUAGUGUGGUGUAUUGGACUUCAACUAGUAAAAGACAUGAAACCUUUGUGAGUUGGUGUAGUAAGUCAGGUGUUCCCUUUACCAAAAAAUUAUCUCUUGAUUGUAUGACUAGGUGGAAUUCCACUUAUGUGAUGUUAGAAACUGCAUGGUUGUACAGAGAUGUCUUUGCUCGACUAAAACAAAAAGAUUCCAAUUAUAAAAGUGUGCCAAGUAAUGAGGAAUGGGAACUUGCAAAAGAAAUUUGUGGUAAAUUAAAACUUUUUUAUGAUGUGACUCAGUUGUUUUCUGGAACUCAAGUUCCAACUGCCAACAUUUACUUUAAUAAAGUAUGUGAGAUACAUGUUGGAUUGGAAAAAUGGGCUGUUUCUCCUAACCCAGUUAUUAGUAGCAUGGCAUGUAUGAUGAAGAGAAAGUUUGAUAAGUAUUGGGAAGAAAUUCAUGGCAUUAUGGGUGUUGCUGCAAUUCUAGAUCCUAGGUAUAAGCUUGAUGGGCUUGAAUAUAAGUUUGCUAGGGUAUGUGAAGAUCCUAAUGAAUGCACAAGGAAAGUUGAGAGAAUCAAACAGGCAUGUUAUGACUUACUUCAUGAAUAUCAAAAGAAUACAUCUAAUUCAAGCAAUAUGUCAGUGGAAUCUACACAAGAGCUUAGGGUUAAUGCAGAUGAAGAUGAUGAUGUUGGUUAUCAAUUGUAUAUUAGACAAAAGAAGAAGGAAAAAUGUUCAUUUGUGAAGACGAAAUUUGAUCACUAUGUAGAGGAAGAUGUUCAUCCUUUAAUUCCUGAUUUUGAUAUAUUAGCCUGGUGGAAGGUAAAUGGCGUUAGGUUUCCAACUCUUCAGAAAAUUGCAAGAGACAUAUUUGCCAUCCCUGUGUCUACUGUUGCUUCUGAGUCUUCUUUUAGCACAAGUGGCCGUAUAAUUGCUACUCAUCGUGGUAGUCUUCAUGAAGAUACGGUAGAAGCUCUUAUGUGCAAUCAAAAUUGGUUGUGGGCAGAAUAUUAUAAAAGAGGUGGAAAACCUGAUUAUCAAACUGCUAAUGAAGAUGAUGAUGCAUUUUCUGAACUGACGGAAGAAUAA